ACUUAAAGUAUUUUUAAAUGAAAAAUAACAUAAUUGUUUGACUAAUUUAAUCCAUCUCUUACUUCUGAUGGCAAUUCAUCGUUGACAAGUUGAGACAAGUCUUAGGCUGCCCCUGUUUUUUGUAAACUACCAGACCUUAAGAUGAAAUCCUACUCAGAAGUGGCCGACAUCGUUUCAAAAGUACAGAAGUUGGCACAAAUCAAAGAAUUGUUACAAAAAGUCUUAGAAAGUAUUGAUUCGGUGAAGGAAAAAUGCGAAUUGUGGAUUGAGGAUAAAGAAAAUUUAAGUUAUACGGAAAUUAAACAAUUCAUAAAUUGCAAAACUUCAGAAGCAUUGCAUAAGUAUUUCAGUCAAGCUGGAAGUAACAUUGAAAAUUUAGCUCAAUCUGCGCACUCUUUAGAACGAAUGGACAAAGAAAACCAAACUGAUGACACUGAACUAUCAGCUUCACUUUCUCAAGAACUUCAGAGUUUGAGAGCCAAUAUUGACACUUUAAGUUCGGAGGUUUUAUUACAAAGUAAAGAGUUGAAAAAAUGUGAACAAAAGUUCAAAGAUCAAGAAACAAAAAAUAAAACACUGGAGGAGACUUCAACCAAAACGUUGGAUGCUACACAAGAUGUGGACAAACGUUUAAAUGAGCUCAAGGAAGAAGUUAGGAAUGAACUCCAAGCCACUAGUACUUUUAUGUCUCGACUUCAAACUUUCUCAAUGGAAUUUAAAGAGAUUAAAGAAGUACAUGAGAAAAAGAUGGAAGAUUUGAGCGCUGAAAUAAUUGAUCUAAGAAACACAAUAUCAACUUUCUUCCAGAAACAGGAUGGUUUGGAGGCCGAGCAAGAAAAUUUGAAAUCUAAACCAAGAGACAAAAUGCUAAUACAAGAAAACUUAGCGGACUUUUUUAAAAGAGUACAACGGCUUGGGAGAGACAUUGAAACCCUGAGAUGGAUUAACGUACCUGAGUUUUAUUGCAAGAAAUCUGGCCAAUCUGAUGUCAAAUGUACAGGAAACUGUUUUCAUGUAAUAGGUCAUCAUGAACAACAAAUAUCAGAAGGUGGAGAAGCUGAUCUACUAACACAUCUGGCAGAUUGCAACAAGAGUCUAGGUCACAAAGACUUCAUACCUGUUGAUAGAUUCAGUUUGGAGCAUCUACCUCCAGGUUACCAAAACACUGAUAUGUAUGAGCUUAUUAAAGUUGUAGCUGACCUGACAGUAAGAGUGAGUGUCAAGAUGACCAGUCCACGCAGACCUGAGUUUUGGCCGAACACAAAAAUUCCAUAUUUUGUAUACAACUUAAAAGGAAGUCAACAUUUAAGAACCGGAAGUGGGAUCAUAACUGACGUAAUGAAAGGAAAUAACGUACUAUGUACAUGCCACAAAUGUCAACAUUCAGACAAACCAAACAUAGACUGGUGGAGAAUAGAAGUACAAACAGCUGGCAGUUUAGUUUUUGAUGACAUCGAGGCCAAUCACACGACCAUAAGAUUGUUUUAUGAUACAGAGAAUUGUGAAGAGAUCGUUCUGAAUCAGGAAGACAUCACUUCGUCUAAAAGUCAAACUGAAAGGAGUCGUUUGAUAACAUUUUUGACCUGUGAUAGAAAUAUUGUCCAAAAAAUUGCAAAAAUGAUCGAUCAAUAUAAUAAUUUGUUUUCGAAAGUAAAUAUUAGUACAGAAGUUGAGAACUUUAUGUUUAUAGUGUCACAUCCUCAUGGAUGUUGCAAACAGAUAAGCAUCGGUCAAUGGAAAGACAGGUACAAUACAUUUGGCCGCCCUUUUUCAAACGUCUUUUUGUACUCUACAUGUACAUGCCCUGGAAGUGAAGGUGCCUCUGUCCACUGUGUGGACUAUGGGAAAUAUAUCCACCAAGGAAGUUUAAAAUCAGGACUAAAUUAUAGCUGUUACACUAGUUCUUAGGAUCGUUGUAACUGUAAAUGUGUUUUGGAAUUUUGUUUCAGUGUCCAUCAUUAUCAUCACCUUUCUUUUGCGUUCUUCGUGGAACAUAUAGCCCCAGUAAAAGGACGUCACUCUUCACAGUCUCUUGCUAGCUUUUUUAAUUUUCUUCCUUGCUCUUUCCUGUUCUCUUGGCUUCAUCUAGUACUUUGCAAAGUCGCAACAUUCUUGUUGACUUUCCUCUGCGUCGUGUGCCCCGGGGGUUCCACUCUAAGGCCUGUCUAGCUUAGUUGUUGGUACCUUUUCUAAGGGUGUGACCAAUCCAUCUCCACUUUCUCUCUAAGAUCUGCACCUCUGUAUUUCUCUGUCCGCCCAUCUUAUAUAGCUUGGUGUUUUCUAGUUUGUCGUACCAGUGUAUGUUCAAUAUACAUCUCGGACAUCUGUGGAUGAAGGUCUGUACUUAUUUUUGUUGUUGUUGCAUCAGUUGUUCUUCAUGUUUCAGAACCAUACAGUUGGGCAGCCUUGAAAUUAGAAUUAAGGAUUCCUAUUUUAGUCUUGUUAGAGAUGUGGGGGAGAUUUCCAUCUUGGUUUUGGGUGUCUAAAUGUCUGACGCGAUAGAUUUAUAAGGAGUUUAUAGUGUCUUCAUCUGUUCCACUGACUACACUCCCAAUGCAUAUAAAACUAUCUAUGGUCUAAGAAGCCAAUUCUAUGUCUCCAUUUUUUUUUGUUUUAUUUAAGUACUUUUGCUUUUUGUUGAAUCCUACUCUUUUUCCUAGAUCACUUAAAGAUGUGAACUUUUCUUUCAUAUCCUGAAAUCUGUGUUGAUAAUAAAACUGUCAUCUGCGAAUUCCUGAUCUUAAGCUUUUGUGUGGAAGUUCACUGGAUUCCUUUCCAGCAUUAACACUGUUAAUAUUUGUAAAAAAUUUAAAGAUACAUCUAGUUUGUUUAAGCUAGGGGUAAUAUAAAUCAGUUCUAAACUUUUCUUAUUGAAGGUGCUAUGUCUGGUCUCUCCAUAUUGUAAUUUAGAUUGUUGUCAAGUUUAUAGCCUAAUGAGGGAAUGAGAAACUGCGCGCUAUAAAAGUAGUUCGUUUUUUUUUAAACUUACAAUUAAAACGAAGUUCGUAUUAAAAUUCUUUUUAAAAACAACAUUUGAAUCAGUUUUGUAUUCCAUGAGGUAGUUAAUAAGUGGAAAAUCUCUUUUAUAAUGAUCCGUUGAUACUUUUUCCAUUGUGACCUUAGAUGCAAUAUUUUGUACCAAUGCGCAAAUCUAUGAAUGAAGCUUGAUUUAUAAAUGCAGAAGUCUGUGACCUUUAUUAAAACACUUACCUCCCCUGAAGUUUAUCUUUUCUAUCAUCUUAGAAUUGAAUUAGAGUUUUAGACCUAGGAAUAGAGAGAUGUGUAGCAUUUCGGGUAAUGUCUAAUGAAAGAAUGUACGUCAGGAAUACUAAAUUCGCAGAUAUAAGGAACGAAUUAAUGUAAAAAUACUUUUUAAACACAAAUUCGAAGGUUAAUUUUAUUAAAUAAUGAACUUAAUAGAUUAUAUUUUUUAUUUUCAUUUGUCAAAGUAAAAAACUAUCUGCGCAAAGUGUAGUUUUAAAAUUUAGAUCUAGAUCUAGAUUCGUUCUAUCUUUUCUCAUGUAAACAUGGCCUAGAUCGAUGAAGUUAUAUUACUUUCAUAGAGUUGGUCAACUUUUUUUUGAGGGUCUUUAGUUUGUUGUAGGGCUACAAUACAUAAACUACGGUCUAAGUUAGUACCCAAGGAACAUUUAUGCCAAUUUUUAACAAGAUUGGUCAAACGGUUUUGUUUGAUUUCUAUUCGGGACAUACAUACAUACGCCUUACGUUCUACUUUAUAGUAAAUAUAUAUAUAUAUAUAUAUAUAUAUAUAUAUAUAUAUAUAUAUAUAUAUAUAUAUAUAUAUAUAUAUAUAUAUAUAUAUUGUUACGAUCUUCUCUAUCAGGCCUAAUGUAAACACUGCUAAACACAGCACAGCAGAUCUAACACCAGAACUUGACAACAAGAGCUUCAAUAAACAAUUUGGCGGUUUAAUGACAAAUACAUGAAAAGCCAAUACAACAAAAAUUCAAAUACUUUAACACGAUAGAACUGCCUACUAAACACUGCAAGUCUUUCUCUGUCUACUUCUUGACUCGUACAGCUACAUUUUCAAGGACUCACUUCGUAGCACACUGUCCUUACUGCCUUGCGUCCUGGACUCAACUGUCCUUUCUAACACACUGUCUGUAAAGCCAUUUUGGUUACAUGACCAUAACAUUGGUCAUAUUGCGUGGAUUAGCAGUAAUGUCCCUUGUUCAACAGCCCUUAACCUGUGUGAUUGGACUGAAUUAUGUGUGUCAGUAGGCCGCAUAUAUAUAUUUUUGUUAAUUCCAUAUAUCAAUGUAUCAAUACUCAAAAAUAUGUCAUGAAUUAGAUGCAACAUAAUUCACCAAUUCAGAAAGUACUUCACAAUUCGUUACGUUCUCAUCCAUUUCUGUUUUAAAAUAGUAUCUUAGUACACAAACAUGAUUUCAUAAAAGUAACUUUGCGUUUAAUGGUAUUGUUAGUAGUAUCAUGAUAACAAUAAUUCACUUACUGAAAUAUUUUCAAUUCAAUUUAAUUGUCCGUGUGCACAAUCUGAAACCAUUGUUCUUCGUUGCCUUUGUGUAUCGUUUCCUUUUAAAUUUUUGGGAUUAGGCUGUACUACAUUGGGAUUUGUGGUCUUUUUGUUCGCCGAUGUAGGGAAAGUGAAAUGUAUAAGCGUUGGAUUCAGUCUUUGCUGUUUUACAGAUAAAUCUUUUUGUUUUUACAAGGUUUCAUGAGUUCGUUGCUGUGACCUAUGAUUCAUUGUUCUUAUGCGUUAAGAAAUUACAAAUUGUAAAUUUAUCACAAUUAUUUUAUGAUUUAUAAUGUUUUUGACAAGUAAAAUUAGUAGGAUCUUUAAAAAUAUAUCACUACAAUUACGUAAUUCACAAGUCAAUACUGUUCUGAUAUUUUUUUUCAAGUACCUAUAAAGUCUUCCAGUAGGACUACUAAGUGUGGGCCUGAUAUGGAAGAAUUCCACUUCCAAACUGUCGAACAAAACGUCGCGUCAGCUUUUUGUCCUGUCCUUCAUCAUCCUCUUAGUUAUAUAUAUGUACUUCAACAAAAACAAUUCAUCCUACGCGAGUCUUUGCUGCCUCGUAUCCUCAAUAAUUGUAUAUUACACAUUUGACCGACUCUUCAACAUUCAUCGCUAUCCAAAUGUAUUGUCUGCAGCGCUUACUUCACGAAUCAAUUAAGUUAUCCGCCGAGAGACAAAAGCAAUGAAUUAAGUUUUUAUAUCAUAUUUUAUACAAAAAUAAAAAGAUCGAUCUCCAUUAAGAAUAAAAAAAAGUUUAACAGAUGAGUCACUUAUAAAUCUAAAAUGAAGGUUUUGUUAAGAAUGUAUAUCAAAAUCUAGUCACAACUGAGAAUUAAAUUAACAUUCUUCUAUUCAUUGAUAUUCUGCAAUAAUGGUUAUUUCAUCAGUAUUUGUAAAAAAAAAAUAGAAAGAUUGUCAUAACUGUUUUUUUUUCUUUACUUAUAUCUUUGCUUUUUUACAUUUUGUGUAUUAUUAUUGUAUUAUUAUUGUAUUUUUAUUAGUAUUAUGCUUGAAAAGAACGAGUAUACAUUCUCUGGCGCAGCCAGGGUCGAGAUUUGUUAAAGGGAAUCAAAAUUCAUCUUAGUCCCUUUAUCAGUUUCCACCGAGGAAUUUUCUGGUGAUGUGGCUGGUCUGCAGAAGUACCGCCCUCUGACAGGCAACGAGAAUUUUCCUAGGAAUGCCAAAGGCCUUGAAGGUAUCUGUGAGGUCAGUUGUUAUUAUUCCCUCGGUUGAUAUGACAAUGGCUAUAUUGUUAUUUUAGAUAAUUUCCAUAAACGCUUAAUCUCCAAGCCAAGGUUUUCAUAUUUUCGUUGUUUUUCAAGCUCAGUUUUUUUUUAAAUUAUGAGACAGUGGUGCGACGAUGUCAAUAAUGGUAGCAGUUUUUUUCUUUUUUAUCGAUGAACAGCAGAUCAGGGCGAUUAAAAUCUACCGUUUUGUCAGUCAAAAUAGGCCUAUGCCAGUACAGUAGAUGUUCCGUAGACGCGAGAACCUCUUGUGGUGAGUAUUUGUAAUAUGGAGGAGUAUCCUACCGAUCAAAUUGUGUGUCAAAGCCAAGUGUUGGUGUAUUAGCUUUGCGACUUGGUUAUGGCGACCUAGGUAGACUGAUUCCGAUUAUUAUUAUUAUUAUUAUUACAAUUAGUAGUAGUAGUAGUAGUAGUAGUAGUAGUAUUGUGGAUGAUCUAAAUAUAACAUAGAUUGUGAACGCUUUUUUAAGCGUUGAUAACUUGUAAAACACUAAACUAUCUUAAUAUUGUUUUUUAUAAAUUUGAGAUUAAGUUUGACUUCUUUGUGCUUUUUAAUUCUUCUUAUUUCAAAACAUUUUAUCCCCUCUCCAGUUCUUAUAUCAGUGUUAAUAAUUCAACAAAGAAAUUUAAAAGUAAAAUACCGUCUAAAAACAAUUCAAAUAAUUUAGUCUAAUUUUUUAAAGCCAAAUAGUCAGAAAUGUGGAUUAUGUCUGUAUUACAUAUCCAGGAUGGCUACCUGGUCGUGCGGUUUGCGCGCUGGACUGUCGUUCGCAUUUAUCGAUGGUCUCGAGUUCAAACCCUUUCCGCUCCCGUCCCCCGUCGUCCUGCGGGAGGUUUGGACUAGGAAGUAAACUAUCUUCAACUCUGAAGAAAAGUCCGAAACUUGUAAAAUUGUUACAACACACUAUACCAGAGUAAAUGAAGUGUCAUUUUUUUGUUUGCUAUUCGAUUGUCUGGAGAGAAAAAGCCAGGAGGAAGGUUUGGGAGGUAGUAAGUCAUAGUCUAAAAUAGCGGUAGUAAUCUUUUACAUAUAGAUUUUGUUCGAACGAUGUAAAACUAUUGGAUAGUCAGUUUUCCCUGGCCUUACAACAAAGGGCUUUCAUUUGUCAGCCUGAAUAUUUGCUCAUGCUUAAAAUCAUAUGAAAUAAGCAUUUUCUAACAAUAAGUGCUUCCUAAAUGGAUGUAUAUUUUGCUUUCAAACAAUGAUUUCUGCUUUGAUACAAAUCACUUUUCUUUUACAUUUUCUUUUGUACUCAAAUUCAUUUAUUUAAAGAUAAAAAUAUAUCUCCUUCUUGCUAUUCUCAUUUGACUUACUGAAUGAGAUUUUAAUCACUUUUUAUACUGUUGUAAUAGUAUUUCGUAUCACACUAUGAUGUGUUUAUUAAAUAAGUAUGUAUACAUUGAAUGGUAUCGUCUUCUUGCAAUUUUAAUGUUACUUGGUGAAUGAGAUAUUAGUCACGUAAGGAAAAAAAUGAUGUUCUAGGACUCUAGGAAAAAUAAGUUUAAAUCUUUACUUGAAUGAACGCCCCAAACGAAUAAAACAAACAUUUAUUGUAUCUGUAUAUGUAUUUUCACGAUGAUCUCCCCUGUUAGUUUUAAUUGUUCACCUUGAUCGUUCAUAUCCGGUUUACACUUUUUCAAUGAGGCAUUAUUGCACAUUUGUAUACAUGGCUUGAAACUAUCAAUACAAGCUUUUUUGGUGUAUCAGCUGUACACAAUAAAUAAAGUGUAGAUACGUUUUUUUAAUAAUUUAUAUGAUAACUUUUGUACUUCUUAUAGCAUUGCAAAAUCAUAGAUCAUUUUUUAAAGCUCUUUCCAUUAAAGCCUUUAUUGAGUCGGCAAUUUUGAAUUUAAAUUAAGUGUCCUUAAUAUUGAUUGGCUGUUCUUGAAAAUUUUCCAACGCUUCAAGGAGUAACCACUAACCACUGUAAUGAUGAUGAUAUAUCUUGUGAAUAUCGAAUUUUAUAGAAUCAUGUACCACAUCUUUACAGUGUUAAGCUUUUAAUUAUUUCUCUGUUUCUUUGUUUCCCUUAUAUAAAAAUGAUUGUUAAUUGAUUCAGUCGGUAAUUGAAUACUGAACAUACUAAUUUUUUAAAUAAUAUUGUUUUAGUUUAAUUAUUUUUUAAUGGAUUUUAUAAUAACCAAGUAAACACUAUAUUUUGUGUGUCUGCUUAUCUUACAUAAAAUAAAAGUGACAUAAUCCGGAUACCUUAUAAACUUUUUACGUGCUGACCUAUAUCUUUUAACACAUACAUAUUUUAUUUUUCAAUUACUUUCUAUGCCAUUUUGGUUUUUAAUAAACUCAAACUUUAACUAAUAAAAAGCUUUCAUAUACAAUUUCA
Biomphalaria glabrata is the source of this 8090-nucleotide messenger RNA. RefSeq lists its product as uncharacterized. The record is from RefSeq and is a predicted model, not a curated record. NCBI's taxonomy places the organism in Eukaryota, Metazoa, Mollusca, Gastropoda, Planorbidae. The transcript has 10 exons. Bases 142 to 1908 code for a protein of 588 amino acids.